GCACGCCAGUGAGUGUUGAUUCAGCCACACCCCAAACAGCCUCACCCACCAGAUGACUGUGAAACUCAGAAGCCUGUGCUCAGGAUCUGGAUAAAGCCAGACAUCAGGAUUUUGCCAGUUCCUAGCCCAGAGGAGCCACCAAGAAGAGGAAGAAUGGAGAAGCCAUCCAAAGCCAAAUAUCGGAGUCAUGGUAGCUUUCACCCUGAGGAUACCAGAAAAGGGAUGUUUGGGCUAAAGCUGAAGAAGAAGAAGAAGAAUGCAGAGAAGGGGUUAAUCCUAGCCAACAAAGGUGCCCAAGAUGAUCAAGCUGAAGCAGAAACACCACAGGAGGGAACUUCUCACCAGGAAGGCCUGGGAGGAGAUUUGAUUUCCGACAAUACUUCCAUCACUCCUGUCCCCUCAUCUCCUCCAAAGAGAAGAUCAAAACUGUUGACUAAGAUCCACGAUGGGGAGGUCAGAUCCCAAAAUUACCAAAUCGCCAUAACCAUCACGGAGGCCCGCCAGCUGGUGGGUGAGAACAUAGAUCCGGUUGUGAUCAUCGAGGUCGGGGAUGAGAAGAAGCAAAGCACAGUGAAGGAGGGAACCAACAGCCCAUUUUACAACGAAUACUUUGUCUUCGACUUCAUUGGGCCCCAGUUGCAUCUUUUUGACAAGAUCAUCAAAAUCUCAGUCUUUCACCACAAGCUGAUAGGAAGUGUACUGAUCGGCUCCUUCAAAGUGGACCUGGGGACCGUGUACAACCAACCGGGUCAUCAGUUCUGUGACAAGUGGGCCCUGCUCACGGAUCCUGGCGACAUCAGGACUGGCACGAAGGGGUACCUGAAGUGUGACAUCAGCGUGACUGGAAAAGGAGAUGUCUUAAAGCCCAACCCCAAAACCUCCGAUGCCGAGGAGCAAAUAGAAAAGAACCUCUUGAUCCCUCAAGGGUUUCCAUCAGAGAGGCCCUGGGCCAGGUUCUACGUGAGACUCUACAAAGCCGAAGGGUUGCCCAAGGUGAACUCCAGCAUCAUGGCAAAUGUCACCAAAGCAUUUGUGGGUGACAAUAAGGACCUCGUGGAUCCCUUUGUGGAGGUCUCCUUCGCUGGGCAGACGGGGCGAACCACAGUGCAGAAGAACUGUGCCGAUCCCGUGUGGCAUGAACAGGUGGUCUUCAAGGAAAUGUUCCCUCCAUUGUGUCGGAGGGUAAAAAUCCAGGUGUGGGAUGAAGGCAGCAUGAAUGAUACAGUGCUGGCAACCCACUUCAUUGACUUGAAGAAAAUCUCCAAUGAACAGGAUGGAGAUAAAGGCUUCCUGCCCACGUUUGGACCUGCCUGGAUUAACCUGUAUGGCUCACCCAGGAACCACAGCCUGAUGGAUGACUACCAGGAACUGAAUGAAGGCUUCGGAGAAGGCGUGUCAUACCGGGGCAGGAUCUUGGUGGAGAUUGCUGUGGAGAUCCUCUCGGGAGGGGCACAGGAGUCUAAAUUCUCCAAGGCGCUUAAGGAGUUCAAGUUGUCCCCGAAGGACAAAGAUGGCAAAUCUUCCAAAGGCGUGAGUAAAGACCAGGGUGACAAAACUGACGAUGGCAAACCCCAGCAGGCUUCAGACAAAACCAACUCAGCAGAGGUCGAGGUGGAGCCUUUCAACGUGCCCCCAGAGAUUGUACCAGAAAAACAUGAGGAAUUUUUACUCUUUGGAGCAUUUUUCGAAGCUACCAUGAUAGACCGGAGGAUCGGAGAUAAACCCAUUAGCUUUGAAGUUUCUAUUGGUAAUUUUGGGAACCUGAUUGAUGGAGGGUUGCAUCACAGGAGUAGGAAGAAGUCGGCAGACUCAGCUGAAGAAGAUGCUCUGCCACUGCUGCACGAAGGAGAAGGGGACGCAGCCCAUGAUGUCGCCAUUCCCCUGGUCUCCACCACUCACCCAGAGAAGCCACUCGUGACAGAAGGGAACAGGAAUUACAACUAUUUGCCAUUUGAGGCCAAGAAGCCCUGUGUCUACUUCGUCAGUUCUUGGGGAGACCAGACGUUUAGGCUGCAUUGGUCCAACAUGCUGGAGAAGAUGGCAGACCUCCUGGAAGAAGGUAUAGAGGAAGUAAAAGAACUGAUUAAGAUUUCAGAGGAAGCCCCAGAAGAGAAAAUGAAGAUGGUGCUCAGUGACUUUAUCAGUCAAAGCAGCGCCUUUAUCUCUGAAGCAGAAAAGAAGCCUAAGAUGUUGAACCAAACCAAUUUAGAUAAGAAACGACUUACGCUCUGUUGGCAGGAGCUGGACGCGAUAGCCAAAGAAGCCAAGGGGCUCACUCAGCAGCAGCAGAAAAAGUUAUCUCUUGAAGAAAUGAUCCAGACAGCCCAAAACUUUGUGGAAAAAAUCCGCUUUCUUGUGGAUGAGCCACAGCACACCAUCCCUGACGUCUUCAUCUGGAUGCUGAGCAACAACAAGAGGGUGGCCUAUGCCCGCAUCGCCGCCAAGGACCUGCUGUACUCCCCCAUCAGGGACCAGAUGGGUCAACACUGCGGGAAGAUCAAAACUCAUUUCCUCAAACUUCCUGGAAAACGGCCGGCUGGUUGGUCAGUACAAGCAAAAAUCGACGUGUACCUGUGGCUGGGCUCCACCAAACACUCUAAUGCCAUUUUGAGCAACUUGCCAGCAGGCUAUGAAGCAGAAAUGUCCUCCAAAGUGGCUGGCACCCAUCACCCACCAGCCAACCUGCUCUACCAAGAUCGUCACAUCUUUCAGCUGAGAGCUCACGUGUACCAAGCCCGGGGCCUCAUCGCAGCCGAUAGCAAUGGACUCUCAGACCCUUUUGCUAAGGUCACAUUCCUUUCCCACUGCCAGACCACAAAGGUCAUUCCUGAGACCCUCUCCCCCACCUGGAACCAGAUGCUCCUGUUCAAUGACCUGGUGCUGCACGGAGACCAGAAGGAGCUGGCAGAAUCCCCGCCCUUAGUGGUGGUGGAGCUGUAUGACAGUGAUGCGGUGGGAAAGCCAGAAUAUUUGGGUGCCACUGUGGCUGCUCCUGUGGUGAAACUAGCUGACCAGGACUACGAGCCCCCCAGGCUGUGCUAUCACCCCAUCUUUUGUGGGAACCUCUCUGGCGGGGACCUCCUUGCUGUAUUUGAACUCCUGCAGGUCCCCGCAUCUGGGCUGCAAGGGCUCCCUCCCUUCGACCCACCUGAUGUCACCCAGAUCUACCCUGUUCCUGCCAGCAUCCGGCCAGUGCUGAGUAAAUACCGCGUGGAGGUUCUCUUCUGGGGAGUCCGAGAAAUGAAGAAGGUGCAGCUCCUCUCGGUGGAUCGUCCCCAGGUCCUCAUCGAGUGUGCGGGACGCGGCGUCAAGUCCUGUGUGAUCCAGAGCUACAAGAACAACCCAAACUUCAACGUCCAGGCAGAUGCUUUUGAAGUGGAACUGCCCGAGAACGAGCUUCUGCACCCGCCCCUGAGCAUCUGCGUGGUGGACUGGAGAGCCUUUGGGAGGAGCACCCUGGUGGGCACUUACACCAUCAACUGCUUGAAACAGUUUUUGUGUAAAUCCAGGGAGCCCCUCAGCCUCACCUCACAGGUGGGCGGAGCCCAAGUUGGGAAAGAUAUUUCAGAUUCAUCAGUUGCCACUGAGCCCUCUGAGACCCUCAGCUCUGUUCAGGAGGAACCAAAAGAUCAUGUCUUUGUGGAUAUUGAGCCACCUCCCACAGUGGUACCUGACUCAGCCCAGGUUCAGGCAGCCAACCUGAUUGACAUCCCUGACUCGUCCCCUAUGCUGGAGCCAGAACACAAACCUGCAGCCCAGGAGCCACCAAAAGAUGGAAAAGCUAAGGACUCCAGGAAACCUUCCCGGAGGUCUACUAAAAGGAGAAAGAGGACCAUAGCUGAUGAAUCGGCUGAAAACGUCAUUGACUGGUGGUCAAAAUAUUAUGCCUCCCUGAAGAAAGCACAGAAGGAAAAGGAGAGCAAUUCCAAGGAACAAAAAGGCAACACAGAGGCAAAACCAGAUGAGGUAGUGGUAAAUAUAGACAGCCCGAAGAAGAAGAAAGACAAAAUACUGAAGAAGAAACCCAAAGAAGAUGAAAUUCCCAACCUGGCUGUCUUGCAGAUAUAUGAUGGGGAUCUCGAGAGUGAAUUCAACAAUUUUGAAGACUGGGUGAAAACCUUUGACCUGCUCAGAGGCAAGUCCAUGGAAGAUGACCAAGGCCUCGAUGGAGACCGAGUCAUAGGAAAGUUUAAGGGCUCCUUCUGCAUCUACAAAAGCCUGGAGGAUUCCAGCAUCGAGGACAGUGGGCAGUUGAGAAUCCAGCAAGGGAUUCCACCGAACCACCCCGUCAAAGUCCUGAUCAGGGUGUACAUUGUUGCGGCAUUUAAUCUUAGUCCAGCUGAUCCAGAUGGCAAAUCGGAUCCCUACAUUGUGAUCAAGCUUGGCAAAACUGAAAUCAAAGACCGGGACAAAUACAUCCCUAAACAGCUGAACCCAGUAUUUGGAAGGUCAUUUGAGAUCCAGGCCACGUUCCCAAAGGAGUCCUUGCUCUCCGUGCUGAUCUACGACCAUGACUUGAUUGGGACGGACGACCUCAUUGGUGAGACCAGGAUUGACCUGGAGAACCGCUUCUACAGCAAACACCGAGCCAUCUGUGGCUUGCAGAGUCAGUUUGAGAUAGAAGGAUACAAUGCCUGGCGAGACACAUCCAAACCUACCGAAAUCCUCACCAAGCUCUGCAAAGACAGCAAGCUGGAUGGCCCCUACUUCCGCCCUGGGAAAAUACAGAUAGGAAACCAGGUCUUUUCUGGAAAAACAACCUUUACAGAGGAGGACACGGAUGAGACGGUGGAGUCGUAUGAGCACUUGGCCCUCAGGAUUUUACACUCUUGGGAGGAUAUUCCAGAGGUUGGGUGUAGGCUGGUUCCUGAGCACAUAGAAACACGGCCACUGUACCACAAGGAUAAGCCCGGAAUGGAGCAGGGCCGUCUGCAGAUGUGGGUGGAUAUGUUUCCUGAAGAUAUGCCUCAGCCUGGACCUCCUGUUGACAUUUCUCCAAGGAAACCCAAAGGGUAUGAACUGAGAGUAACCAUCUGGAACACAGAAGAUGUCAUUUUGGAGGAUGAGAAUAUCUUCACAGGACAAAAAUCGAGUGAUAUUUAUGUUAAAGGGUGGUUAAAGGGUUUGGAAGACGACAAGCAGGAGACAGACGUGCAUUACAACUCCCUGACCGGAGAGGGGAACUUCAACUGGCGCUUCCUAUUUCCGUUUCAGUAUCUCCCAGCAGAGAAGCAAAUGGUCAUUUCCAAGAGGGAGCAUAUAUUUUCAUUAGAGAAGAUGGAGUGUAAGACACCAGCUGUGUUGGUGCUCCAGGUUUGGGAUUUUGAAAGACUGUCCUCAGAUGAUUUUCUGGGCUCCCUGGAGAUGAACCUCAAUAGUUUCCCCCGAGCAGCGAAGUCUGCCAAAGCCUGUGAUCUCACCAAAUUUGAAAAUGCAAGUGAGGAGAACAAGAUUUCCAUAUUCCAGCAAAAGCGUGUGCGGGGCUGGUGGCCUUUUGCUAAAAGCAAAGAACUCACAGGCAAGGUUGAAGCCGAGUUCCACCUCGUGACAGCAGAGGAAGCUGAGAAAAAUCCUGUUGGAAAGGCCCGAAAGGAGCCAGAGCCCCUGGACAAGCCCAACCGCCCGAACACCUCCUUCUCUUGGUUCGUGAGCCCCUUCAAGUGCCUGUACCACCUCAUCUGGAGAAACUACAAGAAGUACAUCAUCAUCGGUUUCAUUCUGAUCAUCCUCAUCAUCUUCCUGGUCCUCUUCAUCUAUACCUUGCCGGGAGCCAUCAGCCAAAGGAUUGUUGGGGGCUCGUAGAGGGUCAUGGAGAAUCCAGACCUUCCCUUUCUGCUGAUCCCCUCUUCUUCCUCCUCUGUAAAUAGAUAGGAAUGUGUGCUCUGUGCAGGCACCAUACUGGGUGCUAAGGGGGUAAACCCAAAGACCUAAGAGCCACUCGCUAUGACUAAGGACACAUCAGCUCUUCUUGGAGGAAAUGGGAGAGGAACUGUCCCUCCCUGCUCCAACCCCUGCCACCCCUCUUUCCAACUGAAAAACCUUAAGGCAUAGUUUUGCCCACAGGCAGCAUGAAAUAAUGGUUCCUUUACCCUAUAGUAGUCACUGGUGACCUUAAAUUGACUUAGGUGAAUAUUUUCUUUCCAUAAUUGGUUUUAUUCUGAGAAGUUUAAUUCUAGGUCUCAGAUAUUAUUGGAAACACUUCUUUUUAAGUAUUAAGUAAAUUUUUUUACUGCAAAUUAAACUAAAAGCAUUUUAGCAAAUUACUAGAUGUUUAACCUGUCCCAUAUAUCUUAACCUUGUUUUAAUCCUUACAAUUUACAGGACACAUUCACUUAUUCAGGCUGAGAAGCUGGCUUGGAAUAAACUUUAUAUACACCACUUAAAAUACUUCAUCGUUGAAAGUCCCAUCUAAAAAGAUGUUGCUGGUUUUCCAUUAAAUGCUUGUAGAACAUGCUCAGUAGUAGUAGUGAGUUCUGGAGAAAUCCAUUUGUAUUUAUGCAUAUUUAUUUAGCAUAUGGCAAUUUCCAAGUGGGAAUUAAAAUGUGAUUCUGGGUAUGUGUGAAUAGGACAGGAAGCUCCAUGAGACCAGUAGGAAUUCUCUUUAGUCAGAUAUAUAAUCCCCACCAAAUAUCGUGCCCCCCUAGCCCUACACCAUGAUGUGAAUAACCAUCAUCCGCAUUAUUCAAUCUUACCACCAUAUAUGGUAGGUUCUGUCAUGACUCUUAAGCACAGAUUAAUUUCAAAAGCAGUCUUAGAAACAAUACCCAAUGCACUUGUCAGAUGGGAUCAGUUUUUCUUAAAUUAAUUCUUUGAUCUUCAAAGUAACACAGUCUAGAUCUGCCAUCCCAUCUAAAGCAGGGAGGGGAAGUGAGGGACUAGUGUUCUCAGGCGAAAUAGGAAACAAAGGAAUUGGAAUGUUUGGCCUUAAACACGAAUAAGUAUGGCAACUGUUUUUUUCUUUAUUUCUGGCGGGGCCAUUUGGUGGUAUGGAGGAAGCUGGAUUGGGGUUCCCCUCUCAACACCAGAAGCACUGGGGCUACUGUUUGCUUCCUUACACAUAGCUCAGCUGGUAAAUGAUCUGCCUGAAAUGCAGAAGACCUGGCUUUGAUCCCUGGAUUGAGAAGAUCCCCUGGAGAAGGGAAAGGCUACCCACUCCAGUAUUCUGGCCUGGAGAAUUCUAUGGACUCUAUAGUCCAUGGGAUCGCAAAGAGUCAGACACAACUGAGUGACUUUCACUUCACUUCACACAUAUGUUACUUCUGUAAAAUGAAGCAUGUUACUUCCACAUGAGAAGUCAUUUAGAAUGUUCCUGAUUCAUCAAAGAUUGAAGUAUUAGUGUUGUUCCCUGAAUUCUGGCCCUAGACACUCACUCCUUAGUAAACAUAAGUCCUAUUUUUCUGAAGUGCUAAAAACUAGAGCAUUUAAAGCAUUGACGAUGUUUCCUAGUGUAAUUAGUUACAUAAACUAUGGAUCAUUCUUAUUGUGAAAUAACAGACAUCAGUAAUGAUAUAGCUCAAAUUACUUGAUGGCAUGGAAUAUAUACACUGAGUACAUUGUAAAUUUUUUUUAAAAAACUAUGUAUAUCGUGCUUUAAAAGGAAAAAUAUGUACAUAGGCAUAAAUUAAAUGUCUGGAGGAAUA
Bubalus bubalis (water buffalo) is the source of this 7640-nucleotide messenger RNA. RefSeq names its product fer-1 like family member 6 (gene FER1L6). The transcript has 42 exons. Bases 154 to 5802 code for a protein of 1882 amino acids. NCBI's taxonomy places the organism in Eukaryota, Metazoa, Chordata, Mammalia, Artiodactyla, Bovidae. The record is from RefSeq and is a predicted model, not a curated record. Gene Ontology annotation, cellular component: membrane. Gene Ontology annotation, biological process: plasma membrane organization.